AAAAGCCAAGAUCCCGCGUUACCACCAUCAAUCCAGAUGUAGCAGCAAAAGGGUAGCAAACCAAGCGGCUUCAGGCAGGUCUAGCUACAAUCUCUCUCUCUGCUUUUGCUCGCACGUUUCUUUACUUGGAAGGCAGAGUGGAGGGAGGAGGAAAAACGUGCUGGAGGUGCAUGGGGAACUUGGAGGGAAAGAAAUAAGAAACAACUCCUCCCUAGGGCUCGCUCUCUCCCCGCGCACACAACUUCCCACCUCCAGGACUAGAGACGAUCUCGUGGGUGACUCGAGAGAUCUUUUUCAGGAGAAGCCAAACUGCAAGCCCCAAUGAAGCCCCGCGCGGAGGGCGAGAGGACUUGAUUUUCCGCGCUCCGCCGCCGUCUGCCUUCGCCCGCCGUCGGAGAGCCGCUGCUCUGUCUCUCCCCGUGCCGGGAUGGGGCUACCCCUGGGGCUUCGCCUGGUGGGGCUGCUGGGCUGCUUGGGCAGCGUAUGCCGCGGCUACUUCGAUGGGCCGCUGUACCCGGAGAUGUCCAACGGGACGCUGCACCACUACUUCGUGCCCGACGGCGACUACGAGGAGAACGAUGACCCGGAGAAGUGCCAGCUGCUCUUCAGGGUGAGCGAGCGGCGGCGCUGCUGGGCGGCCGAGGAGGAGCAGCGGGCGGCGGCGGCCCCCGGCCUGACUCUGCGCGAGGAGUUCACCGUCCUGGGCCGGCAGGUGGAGGACGCGGCGCGGGUGCUCGAGGGCAUCCGCAAGAGCAUCUCGUACGACCUGGACGGCGAGGAGAGCUACGGCAAGUACCUGCGCCGCGAGGCCACGCAGAUCGGCGACGCCUACGCCAACUCGGACAAGUCCCUGGGCGAGCUGGAAAACAAGUUCCGGCAGGGCCAGGAGCACGAGAGUCGCGAGGGGAGCCGCCUCAGCGAGGACUUCGCCGGCAUGCUCGUGCACGCGCGCGCCCUCCUCAAGGACACGCUGGCCGUCUCGGCGGGCCUCCGGGACAAGUACGAGCUGCUCGCGCUCACCGUGCGCAGCCAUGGCACGCGCCUCAGCCGCCUGCAGACCGAGUACCUCAAAGGCUGAGGAGCACGAGGGCGCCGACGACGCCUCCACUUGGGACCUUUCGCCUCCCCACAACAGCUCGCCAAGGCACGGAAACCCUCCGCGCGCGCAAUUUGCGCCCCUUCCCUCCUACUAUUCGAAACAGCGGCUGUGAUUUGUCAGUCAUAUAAUCCUUCCCGCGUAGCACUUUGAAGCAAAUGAACCCGGGAGGCGGUGGUUCUCCUCAGGGGACAGGUUGUUGUGGGGAUAUAUUAAAGGACAGCAAGCUGGAAAUUAAUUGGGCUGUCUUAUUUUAUUUUCCACCACGAAGGGUGCCAUUUCCGCCUUAGGCACCCAAAUGGCCUGGAACACUUGUUUUGCUUUUUUAUUAAUAAUAAUAAUAAUGCUUACAGGCUCCUGUGCCUUUCCCAACUUUCUGACUUGCAGAAACUCAAGAGGUGACUGUUAAUUCUCUGUGUUAAAAGACCUGCACCUGUUGGGUUUCUGCCUGUCAUGUAGCUGUUGAAUGCACAUAGAUCCUGCGGGUGGGCGAGAGGUGGCUUACAAGCUGGUUGUGUUGUGUUCAUCCUCUGCUUUGAGGGUUAUGUGUAAAAGGGAGGUGCAAGUAACAGGGCAGUCUAUACCUGCCUGCUUCGAAAUAAGAUCUGUUGAGUUCAACCAGCCAUGCUCCCCUGAAGGCGUAUAUCAGACUGCAAACCUUGCUGACUAAAAAAAAACCUAUUGGUGGAUUACUUAUGCAUGCAUUUUACAGAUGUGGAUAUGGAGGCUGGAGUGUGACUUGUCAGCAGCUUUUGAAGCGUGCACUACUGCACAACCAAGAGUAGCUCAGUUGUGGAUAACUGGGUUGUACAGCUGUCCCAAGAGUCUUACUAGUAUUUAUAUUAUUAGAUAGUCCUGGUCAUGUGGAAAAACUUUGCAAUCAGUCCCAAUUCAGCAGAGUUAGACACUCUGAAACCAAUUGUGGUCAGUAACCCAGGGAAAUAAGUCACUGAGGCCAAACAUAAUGACUUGCUAACAGCUUUUGGACCUUGCUCCCAGCUUCCUCCCAACUGCAGCCAGUUUUUCAUGGGUUGUGUUUUCACACCAAACCUGUGAGGUAGACCACUGGUUGCCCCUUUUAUAUUGGAAGAGAUGAAGCUGAGUAACUUGUCCAAUAUUAUUGCAAGGAUCACCCCAGGUCAUAAGUCUUAAUUGUCUGUCAACUUAUAGUUGUUAAAUAAUGUUGCAAUCCUCAUAUUCUCUGGCAGACUGGGGAAUUUGUUGCUCCUUACCCCCUUUUGUAAGGGACACGGGUGGCACUGUGGGUUAAACCACAGAGCCUAGGGCUUGCCGAUCGGAAGGUUGGUGGUUUGAAUCCCUGAAACGUGGUGAGCUCCCGUUGCUCGGUCCCUGCUCCUGCCAACCUAGCAGUUCGAAAGCACAACAGCGUUUCUGUGUGAUGCUCUGGUUCACCAGAAGCAGCUUAGUCAUGCUAGCCACAUGACCCAGAAGCUGUACGCCGGCUCCCUCGGCCAGUAAAGUGAGUUGAACGCCGCAACCCCAGAGUCGUCCACAACUGGACCUAACAGUCAGGGGUCCCUUUACCUUUACCCCCUUUUGUAAGCCUGUCAGACUUAAUUUAGGAUAGCUAAAGAGAAGUUUCAUUCAACUCUUUCACAGCUGAUAGCUGACAUGGAGGUGUUUUUUUUUUAAAUCUUGAUUAGUGAUUCUGAGAAUGAAAUCAAGUUGUUGUUUUAGGUUACAUAAUCAGGAGCAGAAGGGUGUGAUCUUUUGUAAAUAUUUCCAGAGAGGUAGCUGCAAACUUUUGUAUGAAGCCUCAAGAGAAGUAAGAGAAUAAGUUUCCCAUCCUUUCAAUGUGUGUUGGGGAAAACAGGAAUUCAAAUACUCAUUAGAGGUUGUAUGGAGCCAGAAUGUGGAAACUGUUUAUUUGGCAAAGUACAAGGGUGUGGUGUUCAUCCAUAUCACACAAGACUGCAAUAAUAUAGCCUUCUCUCUCUUAAAAAAAUUAUGGGGAUAUCUUCUCCAGAUGAAGGAAAAAUUCCCACCUCUUUAUCAUAUUUAACACUUAUCCCAGUCAUGGAGUAUGGAGAAUACCUUCAUCAUCUCAUCUCUCCCAUGCCAUCAUCAUUUCUCCUAUUCCACCUUUACUCAGUGCAGAAUACACAACUGUGUGCUUAGUGUACUUCUGAUUACAUUCCUCUAAACUUGCAAAAUAAGGUGAGCUGGAGCUGUGAACAUUCUGAUAUCAAGGGUUUUGUUCUGUCAUAUGUGGAUUUGUGUCUUAGGCACUUUUAAAAACGAGUGACAGUCUUUAAGAUGUGAAACCUUAGGGCCUGCCUGAAAAACACUGCCAAACUUGAAGCAGUGACUCCCAUCCUUUUCCUCCUCUUUCCUUUUGUGCAAGAAUUGUUUUAAAUUCUGUAAAAGGAUUUAGCAUAGUUGGAAGCUACUGUUGAGUCUAGCUUGGCUCCCUCCAGGAUGUAAAUUUCCUGCCCACUGGGAGACAGCCCAGCUGGAAUGCCAGCAACAGUGAGAGAUUGGAAUCUGAGCCAUCAUUCCCUUCAAUUGAGAGUUUGAACUUGCCAGAUCUAAAUAUAAAAAGUAAUUGCUAUGGUGUCCACAGAGUGGUGUUCUAGUGGAGCUGUAACAUUUCAAAAAAGCAUUUGUUCUCUUAUGAUGGCAGUGUUCCAUACGAAGGGGCAGUCCUUAAAACCAAAAUAGGGCUUUCUGGCAAUAUUACUCCAAGCUCAGAACAGGUAAUUUUGUACCCUUUGAAAAAGACAGGGGAACGCUUCCAAGUAACCUUUAAGAAUAAAAUGGAGUGGAGGUAGUCAGAUUUCCACUCUAAAAGAAGGUGACAAAUCCUGUUGACUCUUCUUUUGCACUAGGAAUUUUAGGUACUGUACAGGUAAACAAUGAGAAUCUAAUUCCUAAGGCUUUCAGUGGAUCAGAGUAAGGCUCCUGGAGCCAGCAGGGCAGAAUAAGACUUUCUUUCUAUUUCAAGCCACCUGGGAUAUAUGAAUUCCCAGCAGUAAUUUGACUCCAAGUAGCAAUAGUCUUUUCCAUUGCUGCAAAACCUUUCCCCUUGCUGCUACAUCAUCACUGUCACCACACUUCUUUCCUCUAGCUGUUCUGUUUCCUAAUUGCUCACACUGUAGGGAUUUCACUUGCCAUGUUAAACAGUAAGAGGUGCUCUGCAAUUGCAGUGCCUGUGACACAGUUCUGCAGAGCUGAGGUAUUUGGAAAUAACUGCAUGUAUUGUGUACAAGGGGGCUGUUUUGUCUGGAAUAAAAGAAAUUCCUAAGACAUCAGUUCAGAUACUAAAAUGCUACUCUCCAUCUUCUGUACUUUCAUAGUACUGAAUAUAACGCGUGCUUGAUGGAAAUUAUUGCUGAAUUUGCAGACACUCUUACCCUUCCAAAAAUAUUCCAGUCUUCCAGCCAUUUCAUUACCUACAUCUCUCUACAAGAAAACUAAGGCUGUGGGUUCUGUGCAUACUUACUUGGAAGUAAGCCCCAUUGGACUCAGUGGGCCUUGCUUCUGAAUAAAUAUGCGUAGGCUUGGUGCUGUAAAAACCACAGGGUUCUUUACCAAACACAUCUCAGUGCGCUCUCUCAGUGCAUGGUUCAUUCCUUCACCUAUUCCUUUUCCUAGUACCUUGCAUAAUACUAGCCUUUUCCUGAUUCUGCUCUUUUAAGAUCGCUACAUUAAAUAUCAAGUAUUGGAAGUACCUUUUCAAGUUUGCCAUUAACUCUCUAUAUAUUUAUUUACAUGUCAGCUUAGAAGUAAAGGGCUUUUCCCUAGGAGAGUUGAGUUUAGGAUUGCACUGCUACCCACUUAACCUGGAAGUUAAGUCCCAUUGAACUCAAUGGGGCUGGCUUCUGAACAGAAAAAUAUAGGGUUGCACUGUAAGAUGACCCUUAUAUCAGAAGCUAGCUGGCUUUCCUUCUGUCAUUGUCAAGUCAACUAAUUAACCUGUGCAGUGCUUGGUCAUCUAGUUCUGAAACAUGUUGUGAUUUCACUAGUGACUCUUGAAGGAUUGCUUGUGAAUUUGCUGGCACGAGUGGUUCAGCAAUGGCUUGCCCCACACCAUGUUCAUUACGUGAACCAUAUAGUCACAUUGUGCUCCCGCUUGAUUGAACAACAAUCUAUAAGGGCCAACCCCAGGCAUUUGUCUAUUCUUACCUAUGCUUGCAUUAGUGAGAAACUGGCUAUGUGUCAAACCAGCAAGUGAGAAAAAUACUAUAAUACUGGGUUAUCCAGAAGCAGGCCUACUUUAGCUUCAUUUCCACUGAUACCCUAAGGAGGUAUGAGACACCCUCUAAUAAGAGUUUGCUUUUCAGGGUGGUAUUUAUUAAAUUACUAUUUCUUGAAAGUAUACAUUGUAAGUGGUAUGCAACAAAUAUACAUGAAAUCUUGACAUAUUAAGUUAAGCAUUCUAAUAUUUAACAACUAUUUUGUAUUCCAUUGUGUAUCUUUAAUAAUGUAUUCUUAUUUGGACUUUCUAUUGCUGUUUUUAACCAGAAACUUCCCCCCUAAAAACACACACCCCUAAAUACAAACUCAACAGCCAUAUGUGGAUAAAACAAGGAGUCUUAAAUCCACAGUGUUGUGUCUGUGGCCACACAUUUUGCACUGGUUUACCUUUUGUUUUCUCAUACACUCGGAUAUGGGCAUGGCCCACAGCUCACUUCAACCAGCAUGUGAAAUUGGCAUGGGCUGCAGUCCUGUUGCACACUUACGCAAGACAUAAGAUCCAUGGUGUGGGUGCUUAUAAUUUAUACAUCUUGCCAUAUCAUGAAGUAGGCUGCAGUUAAAUUGGACUGUGUUCUUCCAUAUAGUUGGCCUCUUGGGCUUAAUCAGCUUAAGCGUGCAAAUUUGCAACUUUAGUUGUAUGCCUGGAACACAAACAGCAUUUUGCUGAGAUUAUUCCCGAACAAGCAGUUUGUAGCUCAAAUUAGAAGCUGUGCUUUUUCUUUCUUUUGUAAUAAUAAAAAGGACAUUUUGUAUGGUCACCCGCAAACCAGGUGGCCCUCAAGGACUUUCUAUGGAACUCUCCCCAGACCCCACCCCUUUCUGACCCCCAGUGUUUUCCCUUGGCUGGGGGGCGGGUUGCCCUUGAGCUCCAAUAAUGCCUCUUGCUUGUCUGGGUGGAGAAGGGCAUAUGUAGGCACCAUCCACUUCCAUUUUUGCCGCCACCCACCACUGGCACAUGGUCCUUGGAAGGUUGCCCAGAAGGCAGUGUGUCCCCCUGACUGAAAAAAAAUUCCCCACCCUGCUGUAAACCAUCAGUACCAACAAAGGCUGUGUGAAACGCAUGCAGAAGCUGGAGCCAGUAAUUAUCUAUGAGUGUGACCACCUAAAUAAGGAUUAUUUCUCCCAUUCUGUUCACAGUGUAAGGACACAUUUCUUUUUAUUCCAUAAUCUUAUUUCUUCUUUUAUAACAUCAGCUCCUGAAUAUAUUUCUCCUCCUCCUUCUAAACAUAUUUCCUUGUGAGACUGCCAUGUAAGCAUGCUUAGUAUUGCAGCCUAAACCUGGUUAAGUUGUUUUUGUUCUAAUAGACCAGUACCUUUCAUGUUGCCAUACUUUUGCUAGCUUUUUCUCUCUCAAAAGAAUCAUUUGUGCCCCUAGACAAUAGCAAAAGAGCAUGGUAGGGAAUUGGUUUUGAUUUAAUUUUAAUUUCAACUAUUCUAUUUAAUUCAGAAUCAAAGUUAAUAUGAGAUACAUUUAAGAAGGAAUACUGUCUUUGUAUGGUUCUAAUAAAUAUUUAAAGAAACAUGUUGAAGUCCUGUUUUGGAGGGCAUUUUAAUCAUGUCAUUCUAGAAGUUUCCUUUACGCCUUUGACAGCACUGCAAAAAUCUGAGCAGCAAGAAACCAAGGGGUUUCUUUCAUUUAACAUAAGAUUUAAUUUAAUUUCAAUGUAAAAGUUUCCAAGCCAAUAAAUUUUUUUUUAAUAAAGUAGUGCUUUAAAAAUACAGGCCACUUCCAGGCUCAGCAUUUUGCAGCUUGGAUUCAACUAUGUACCAGCAAAUUCAGAUUGCAAAAUUAAAGUGGAUUUGGUGCUCUAAUGCAACAAACCCACUGUUCCCAACCCAUCAUUUGUGGUAAUGAAAAUGAUGGUAAAAUGAAUUGGAAAGUGUACACUAGCUCCCGUUGCUCUAUCCCAGCUUCUGCCAACCUAGCAGUUCGAAAGCAUACCAACACAAGUAGAUAAAUAGGUACCGCUGCUGUGGGAAGGUAAACUUCCUCAGCUGGAAAAUUGAGAGACCCUAUGUUAAUUAUCAUGUUGAAGUAUUGUAAUAUAUUUACAGUAUAAAUUUAUAAAUGUAUAUAUGAAAUUUACACACACAUAUAUAGGAAAUAGAGUUUCAAGGUCGAAGUGUACCAACCUCUCAAACUUAGAUUUGUCACAACCGUUUCUUUGUUUCAGUGGGACAUGAUGGUAUUGCCAUCAUGUCCCACUGUCCCACCUACAUUUGUGUCCACUGAUGAGCACCUUGUCUCAAAAGUCAACAUUUUGUUUUGGAAGAUGAGUUAUCAAGGAUCUAGCAGACCAGGACAAAGUGCACUUGAAAGUUUUCUGCUGACACUUAUAGAGUACAGCAUUCCAUUUACACUUUGCCUCCUUUGGCUAAUCCUUCUGCAAUGAUAGUAUACUGUAAUAAAAUGGUAUAAGAAUAAUAUACGGCCUCGGUCCUGUAUACCUGAAGGAGCAUCUCCACCCCCACCAUUCAGCCCGGACACUGAGAUUCAGCACUGAGGGCCUUCUGGCAGUUCCCUCAUUGCGGGAAGUGAGGUUACAGGGAACCAGACAGAGGGCCUUUUCGGUAGUGGCACCCGCCCUGUGGAACGCCCUCCCAGCAGAUGUCAAGGCAAUAAGUAACUAUUUUACUUUUAGAAGAAAACUGAAGGCGGCCCUGUUUAGGGAAGUUUUUAAUGUUUGAUGCUGUACUGUUUUUAAUAUUUGGUUGGAAGCCGCCCAGAGUGGUUGGGGAAACCCAGCCAGAUGGGCGGGGUAUUAAUUAUUAAUUAUUAAUUAUUAAUAUUCACCAGGAUUGAUUUCAAACAUUUACAGUUCUGUUACAAUGAUAAUGAAUUUCACCAUUCCUUUGGUUAUAAAAUACCAGACUUCUUUUUUUAAAGUUCAGAGCUCAGAGCAUGAACUUUUUUCUUUCAGCUUCCUGAAAAACAAUGGUAAAAUGUGAGUGUCAAUUUACUUUAGUGUCAGGAAUCUGGCCAAAACAUAACUUGUAAAUUCUAUUUAAAGAAAAUAAUGUUGAACUCUUGGCUUGAAUCCAUCCAAUAGUUUCUUAAAAAAAACAAAGUUUACUCAAAUCCUACAGAUCCCCCUGAUAUGAUUCAGACAAAGUCAAGCACACUUCAAACCUAUGUAUGUUUUGGAGAAUUUUAAGUGCAUGUUUAACCCUUCAAUUCCAAUAGUGACCACCAUUUUUGGUUUAACUAUGCUGGAAGCUGGGCUAACUUUGAUACAGCAAGAAUAUGGUCCUCUAUGUGGAUCUUCUCUAGCAAAUUGCUGCUUGAUAGGAGUUAAACCCAAUAUUGUGUAGCCUACUUAACCCUUUCCUCCUAUGCCAAAGGCACACAUUCAGCAUCUCCCAUAUUAAAUGGCACUCCAAGAUGCUUCCAGGCAAACCUGAUCAUAGUGCCAUUCCAUUGUUAGGUCAUAUUGAUAUCAGGACCAUGAUCUAUAAUUUUUCAAGUUUAUACAGAACAGAAAAGGGAGAUGUAGAGAUAUCAUACUUAUGGACAAAUUUAGGCUUCCUCAAUGAAAGUGGAUGAAAGUGCUCAUGUACUCUUGUGCAAGGAACACACUUUAAAAAUAUGGAAAUUUUUGCAGUAAGGAAAUUGAUGGGAACAUGCACUAGAAAGCUUAAGAUAGUCAAUCGCCAGGAAGUUGUAUAACCUCUGUACAAACAAAUCAUAAUGCAUGCUCAGUAAACAGACAUCAUUUAUCCUCCAUGCAAGCUUUGUGCAAACAAAUCAGAAUGAAUGUUCAACAAAAUCAGAAUGAAUGUUCAACAGGAAGCUCAUACUGUAAAAGAACAGGUGCAUGAAAUGAAAAAUAAAUUAGCUCUUUGCCCUCUUAAAUAA
This is a messenger RNA of Zootoca vivipara (common lizard), 9170 nucleotides long. It is a transcript of the gene FIBIN, whose product is annotated as fin bud initiation factor homolog. The record is from RefSeq and is a predicted model, not a curated record. NCBI's taxonomy places the organism in Eukaryota, Metazoa, Chordata, Lepidosauria, Squamata, Lacertidae.